Heterobasidion irregulare TC 32-1 is the source of this 873-nucleotide messenger RNA. RefSeq lists its product as uncharacterized. Lineage: Eukaryota; Fungi; Basidiomycota; Agaricomycetes; Russulales; Bondarzewiaceae. Gene Ontology annotation, molecular function: structural constituent of ribosome. The transcript has 4 exons. Gene Ontology annotation, cellular component: ribosome; mitochondrial large ribosomal subunit. The record is from RefSeq and is a predicted model, not a curated record. Bases 1 to 873 code for a protein of 290 amino acids. Gene Ontology annotation, biological process: translation.
AUGAAGCAUGGCAUCGCGUUUCGCAAAUUCUCGAGAACGUCCUCGCACAGGAUGCUCAUGCUUCGCAAUCUGGUGACAUCUCUCAUCGAACAUGAACAAAUUAAGACUACCCUUCCAAAGGCCAGGGACACUGCACGUCUAGCAGAAAAGAUCAUAACCAUGGCCAAGAAGGGCGACCUCCAAGCGUACCGACGCGCAUCCGGAUUCCUCCUGCAACCUCAACUCACUCCCAAAGUGUUUACCACGCUGGCAAAACGCUACGCAGGCCGCCCAGGCGGAUACACGCGCAUUCACAAAUUCGGCCACCGCCAAGGUGACAACGCACCACACGCUAUCCUUGAGCUGGUGGACAAUCCGAGAGAUUUGAAGUUUGAGGUGACGGCGCGUGCGGUCGGUUGGGAGUUGCUUUCGAGCAAGCUUAAGACAACGCCACCUCGUACCCUCAUCAACAACGGCGUACAUGAUGUGGAGAAUGUCAUCAAACAGGAGCAGGGGUUAGGUAUAAAGGAUUCAGGUGACCUGCGGCCGACAACUCGGUGGAAUUUGCAAAAAGUGCUCAGAUUCAGGCCAGACGGAGCCCUUCAGACGCUGGGAAAGAAAGCAGAGGAGCAUAUAGAUACGCUGCUGGCGAAACCGGUCGCCGUGCAAGCCCUGCGUGAAAAGGUAGAGAAGGAAGACGCUGACGCCGACCAACUCUAUUUUCGAGAUAUCAAGGAUUUGAAGCUCAAAGCCGGAGAGACGACCCCUGGUAAUACAGGGAGUGCGCUCGGGUUGGCGCAAGGUCACCUUGGCUGGACACCUGGACGAAAGCUACGAUGGUUUGAGAGACGCAAGCUCGGACUUCAACGAUCGAUGGACUGGUCGCAAUUUUAG